This is a messenger RNA of Acanthochromis polyacanthus (spiny chromis), 1020 nucleotides long. RefSeq lists its product as uncharacterized. The record is from RefSeq and is a predicted model, not a curated record. Lineage: Eukaryota; Metazoa; Chordata; Actinopteri; Pomacentridae. Gene Ontology annotation, biological process: response to bacterium. The transcript has 5 exons. The coding region runs from base 63 to 830 and encodes 255 amino acids.
GAUCAUGACAUCCGUGAGUGAGACCUGUGAAGUUGUCUUUCAGCUCCAGGACAUCAUCACACAUGGACGGACUCUACGUUCUUCUGGUUGUUUUCUCAGGAAUUGUUUCCUGCAGUCAUAAUUUGGUUUCUGGAUCAGUGUUGGAGGUGACAGCCAGACCUGGAGACAACAUCACUCUCUACUGUGACUGCAAAGUGUCAAUGGGAGUAUACAUAGUGUGGAUCAGGAACUGUUCCCAUGAGAACCAACCUUCCCUUGUUCUAAGGGGAAAUGAUGUUUAUCGGUUGGAAUCCCUUCAUUUUGAAUUUGUGAAGAACGAUUCUUCUGAUUCCUUUGAUUUGCUGAUCAAGAACAUCACUAAUGCUGAUGAGGGCCUCUAUUACUGUGGAACUGAGGAGCUGAAUGUGGAGAACAACCAGGAACGCAUUACUUCCACAUAUGUUUAUAGAUAUAGCAACAUGACAACAAGGAUCAUACUCAACUCCACCGAUCCUAAUGACUGUAACUCCACUGCUCCUCGUCACUAUGAGAAGCCAGAACUCUGCAGUGUGUGUUGGACGCUGCUGUUCUCUUUGUCUUCAGCCUUCAUCGUCCUCUCCUCUCUUUUGGUUUGUUUUCCAUGUCAGACAACAGCUAAAGAUCCUCAAGAUGAUGACAGAAACUCCCACACCGAAGGUCAAAUGCAACGCAUUCUGGAUGAAGACGUGUAUUAUGCUGCGUUGGGAAUCCAUCAGGCGACACAGCAACCAAAGAGGAAGACAAACUUUAGCUCUGAGUUAACGUUCUGCACCUUCUCUGCCGUCAGAACUUUGAGGGGACGACGGACCUAACAAUGUAAUAUCAGAAAGAAUAUAGUGAAGUGAUAAGAAGUGAUAUGUAGAAGGCAAGAUGUUAAGACUCCCUGUAUUUUUCUGCUUUGCGUAUUAAUCCUGUUUUCAUUGAUUUCAAUUGUGUACUUACAUUUCCAUAUAUACCAUGACAAUAUUCUUCAAAUUGUAUGUAACACCAAUAAAAGCUGAA